Molecule: messenger RNA, 887 nt
Organism: Cucurbita pepo subsp. pepo (vegetable marrow)
Lineage: Eukaryota; Viridiplantae; Streptophyta; Magnoliopsida; Cucurbitales; Cucurbitaceae
Source: RefSeq, a predicted model, not a curated record
UUCAAAUUUCAACACAGACACGCCCACAUGUCUAUCUCCACAUCAAGAAGGUUCCUCCUCCCCUCCGCCACCGCCACCGCCGUCGCCACUCCGUCUUCGCUGCCGCAGCCCCGCCCUGGGUUUGGUAGCUUCGACAUGAACGUUGUAAUGGUCCUAUCCGUCCUCCUCUGCGCUCUAGUUUGCUCUUUGGGUCUCAACGCAAUCCUCAAAUGCGCCUUGCGAUGCUCCACUUUGCUGGCCUCCGCGUCGGCUCGCCACGGCGGGAAUUUAGCGAUCCAUCCGAAAGGCGUUGGACGAAAUAUAUUAAAGAAAUUCCCGACGGUGGAGUACUCAAAACAGAGCAAUAAAUUCAGGGGAAUCGCAAUGGAUGGGGAGUGCGUGAUUUGUUUGGCGGAUUUCGAGCCCGGCGAUCGGGUUCGUGUUUUGCCCAAAUGCUACCAUGGGUUCCAUGUUCAUUGCAUCGAUAAGUGGCUGAGUUCCCACACUUCUUGCCCCAAGUGCCGUAAUUGCCUCUCUGAUACUUCCCGUAAGGUCGACGCCGGUUGUGGGUCAGCGGUGGAGGGGAGUUCGUCCUCUGUUGGGCCGCCGCCGCCCUCGGAGGAGGUGCUGGUGAAUGUUGGUAUUGCUCCGGUGGAACGGGAAGGUCUGACGUGUAGCUAUAGAGACAGUAGUAGAUGAGACUGAAGUGGGAAGUGGGGGCUGUGGGGCCGAUGGGCUGUGCUGUUUUUGGAUGAUUGAUUGAGCAUUUUGGCUGCUUUUUGCCUUUGCUUGCAAAAAAAGCACCUUUUUUUGCUUCUUCAUUUGGAUUAGGUGGCCAAAUGUAAAUAUCCCGUUUCUUUUAUUAGGUCAAUCUGGAUCGUAAUCAGAUUUACGUGCUAGUUUAAAUC